CUUAAAUCGCAUGUUUACAAACGUUUUAACUUAUACGUGAAUCGAUACAAAGGUGAUCUAUGGACAUGCGCAGUGGAUGAAAUGAAUUUACUUCCUUGUUGGUUUAAAAGAUCAACAGAAUAAAGAUGGAGGUACCCGGGAAGAAGCGUGACCCUGACCUUGACAAGGGUUCCACUGACGCCACGGUCUACUGCCAGCCGUGUGGAGAAGGGGGUAAACGCGCUGUGGCCCAGGGCUUCUGUCAGACAUGCGAGGAGUACAUGUGCGCUCCCUGUGUCGAGUACCAUAAGAGAUUGAAGAUGUCCAGGAACCAUAUUUUGCUGUCCAAAGAUAAGAUGCCCUCCUUCUACCCGUCAACGAAGAAAUCAGCUAUCGCCGACACGGAUUAUUGUAACAACCAUCCGAAGGAGAUGAUCAAGUUUUAUUGCCCGACCCAUGGAAACCUUGGCUGUGGUGAUUGUGUCGUACUCGACCAUCGCAGCUGUUAAGUUG
Mya arenaria is the source of this 492-nucleotide messenger RNA. RefSeq names its product transcription intermediary factor 1-alpha-like. The record is from RefSeq and is a predicted model, not a curated record. Bases 126 to 488 code for a protein of 120 amino acids. Gene Ontology annotation, biological process: positive regulation of DNA-templated transcription. The transcript has 2 exons. Gene Ontology annotation, molecular function: ubiquitin-protein transferase activity; zinc ion binding. Gene Ontology annotation, cellular component: nucleoplasm; chromatin. NCBI's taxonomy places the organism in Eukaryota, Metazoa, Mollusca, Bivalvia, Myida, Myidae.